Phascolarctos cinereus (koala) is the source of this 2041-nucleotide messenger RNA. RefSeq names its product sosondowah ankyrin repeat domain family member D (gene SOWAHD). Gene Ontology annotation, molecular function: protein binding. The record is from RefSeq and is a predicted model, not a curated record. Lineage: Eukaryota; Metazoa; Chordata; Mammalia; Diprotodontia; Phascolarctidae.
GGGCCCAACCGCCGGGAGCUGAGGCCGCCUGGGGAGCUUGAGGGAGGAGCUCCGUUAGGCAGCCGCAGGUUCCCCCCGCCCCUAGCAGGGGGCCGCGGGGCAAAGGCGGCCAGCUGGUCAGGACCCUGGGAUGCUGAGGGAGUGUCCUGGCCGGCCCGGGCAGCCGAGGAGGCGGGGCUGCGGAGCGCACCUGGCCGCGGCCAGGGUGGAGCCGGGCUGGGCCCAGGGUGACCGCCGCAGGCCGGGAGGCUGGCAGCUCGGGGGCGGGCAGUGGGGUCUGGGGGCCAGGCCUUCCCUCUCCGUUUGCGGCCAAGUGCCGCUGCGACCUGCCCCAGCUCCUGGAGAGACUCGGCCGAGACUAGACGAGCCAGCACCGGAGCCAGGGAGCCAUGGCUGAACCCCGAGGGGAGACGGAGCCGCUGCCUCCUCCGCCUCCGCCGCCGCCGCCGCUGACGCCUCUGGUCACCCGCAGCAGCCAAAGCCGGUCCCGACCCCCGAGCCUGGACAGCCGCAGCCUGGGUAGGGUCCCGCGGGAGCCCAAUUGGCGGGCUUCGCUGCGGAUGCCAGGACGGCGGCGAGGGGCACUGCGGGAGCUGCUGGGGCUACCCGCGGGGCCCACGCGGGAGGACGAGCAGCCCCCCGCUGGGGCGGCGACGGCUUCGGCGGCCGGCGGCCCCGGCGGGCUCUGCCUGGAACCCCGUGAGCACGCGUGGAUGCUGGCGGCCGCCGAGGGCCGCUUUGAGGCGCUGCAAGAGCUGCUGGAGGCAGAGCCCGCGCUGCUGAACCGCGUCGACCCGGUCACGGGCUAUAGCGCCUUACACUGGCUGGCCAAACACGGCAGCCACGAGGGGCUCAUCCUAGUGCAUGACUUCGCCCGGAGCCAAGGGCUGUCCCUCGACGUGAGUGCCCCCGGCAGCGGUGGCCUCACCCCGCUACACCUGGCGGCUCAGCAGGGCCACGACAUGGUCAUCAAGGUGCUGGUGGGAGCUCUCGGAGCCGACUCCAGCCGCCGAGACCACAGUGGCCACCGGGCGUGCCACUACCUGCGGCCCGACGCACCCCCUGGCCUGCGGGAGCUGGCGGGCGCCGAGGAGAGCGAAGAGCCUCAGAGAGCGGCGACCGCCACGGCGGGGUCUGUGCGGCGCAGAGGCCCUCCCGGAAACGCCAACAACAACUGUAGCAUCAGCCGCAACAGCUGGACUGCCCUGCUGCCAGACCGGACAGACGGAGGGGCCCCGGGCGGGGAGAAGGGCUCCAAGAUGAACCAAAUUCAGGGAUUUUUCCGGCAACUGUUCUCCCUCUUCCAAGACCGGUGAGGGACUGGAAAAGCUUGGAGAUCUUCGGAGCGGCAGCGGUGGUGGUGGUGGUGGGAGCCGUGGCGGCGGGAGAGGUUUCCGCUUCACCACCUACUAUGACUCUCCCCACCUGGGGUUCACGGUGCGGGGAGGGCGACGCAGUCUCUUGGGGCUCCUUCUGAGUGACCGAGAAACCAAAUCUCAGUCUAGGAGCUUGCAAACUGCCCUCAGAAGUCUGCAGAUCAGUGGCCAGAGCCUUGCCCUUUCCUCCCGCCCCCAACGCCCUCCAGGUCUCUGAGCUCUUUGGGGGAAUUAGAGCUGACCUCUCUCAAGUCCCAGAGGGACUCGAGGGGUCGAAACAGCCCAAGCCCUCCCUCCUGCCACAGUCCUCUCACAAAAAUGCCUUGGGUCAGAAGGGUAGGAAUCUGCGAUUGGGACCAGUCCUGAUCUGAUGGGUCUGGCCUGGGACAGAAGGAUCUGAGGAACUGAGGGAGUGGGUUCUUAUCUGUGUAGGAGUGCAAUUCAAGAUGCCAGACGAGCCAUUCUUGGCGUUUAGUACGGAACAUUUUGCGGGAGAAUCGAGAGUUAACACGGAAACCCCUCAUGCAAGAACAGCUCCUAACUUUGUCAAGGACGGUUGUAGAUGAAGCGGAACACAGCACGCAGAGUCAGUCGGGAGUCCGUCUUGCUAGAAGGGACUGACGUCUCCCGAACAUUAAAAAUGGGAAUUUUCUUCUUUUACUUGC